AUGUCCUGGGUCGGGAUCAAGAAGGCCGCGUCGCGCGCGGGCACGCAGCUCAUGCAGAAGACGGGUCAAGUCGAGCGCACCAUGGACCCAGAUUUUAAUGAGCAGGAGAGCCGCUAUCGCACCAUGGAGAAGGAGUCCAAGAACCUCCAGAAGGACGCCAAGACUUACUUGGACGCGAUGCGCACGAUGGCGUCGGCGCAGGGCCGCAUUGCUGAGACCGUGUCGCUGUUCUACACCGCCGACCGCGCGAGUGACGGCGCAAUGGCCGGACACUCGUACAAGGCGGCCGUUGACGAGCUCGACGCGAUGGUCGCCCGCGAUCUUGACGCGCCAUUCCGCGCAACCGUUCUCGAACCCGUCGGCAAGCUCAACCAGUACUUCACCAAUGUGAAUGCCGCGAUUGAGAAGCGGAAUCACAAGAUGCUCGACUACGACUCGACACGGUCAAAGGUUCGAAAGAUGGUCGAGAAGCCGUCGGACGACGCUGCCAAGUUACCCCGCGCGCAGGCCGAGCACGACGAGGCGGAAGAGAUUUACAAGAUGCUCAACGACCAGCUGAUCACCGAGCUUCCCCAGCUCGUCGAGCUGCGUAUCCCCUACCUGGACCCAUCCUUCGAGUCGAUGGUUCGCUGCCAGCUCCGCUUCGCCGAGGAGGGCUAUGACAAACUCUCUAGCGUGCAGAGGUACUUUAACGAGAACAUCCGCGACGACUAUGCGAACGGACAGCUUGACGUGCAAGUGGAGAAUGUUCUUGCUGAGAUGAAGGAGCUCGCCAUCUAUGGCGUGUAA
Molecule: messenger RNA, 789 nt
Organism: Cutaneotrichosporon cavernicola
Lineage: Eukaryota; Fungi; Basidiomycota; Tremellomycetes; Trichosporonales; Trichosporonaceae
Gene: hob3
Exons: 8
Coding region: 1-789 (262 amino acids)
Biological process (GO): actin cortical patch localization; actin filament organization; plasma membrane tubulation
Cellular component (GO): actin cortical patch; mating projection tip; Rvs161p-Rvs167p complex
Molecular function (GO): protein binding; lipid binding
Source: RefSeq, a predicted model, not a curated record